Molecule: messenger RNA, 1974 nt
Organism: Lolium perenne
Lineage: Eukaryota; Viridiplantae; Streptophyta; Magnoliopsida; Poales; Poaceae
Product: serine/threonine-protein kinase 54
Biological process (GO): protein phosphorylation
Cellular component (GO): plasma membrane
Molecular function (GO): ATP binding; protein serine/threonine kinase activity
Source: RefSeq, a predicted model, not a curated record
GCGCACAACUGUGUUUCCAAAAAUUAAGCAAGAGUCAACGGCCAGCCUCCUCCUGAAUUGUUGGCAGCAGGUCAGCCAUCCGCUGAUUAUUCGCCUCUAAAAGAGAAAAGGAAACAUUCCCCCAAUUAACUACCAUCGACGCGCUUUCCACCCUAAAAAUAGAGAUCUCAAAAGCGGGCUGGCCGGUUCUGUUUAGCGUAAGGUUUCCUCGUCGUCUGAUCUAAGAGGAGAGGCUAAUCCAAUUAGCCUCCUCCUCCUUCUUCGUCUUUUCGUUUCGGCUAAUAGCUAGAUCUUCCUUGGAAGAACAAGUCGUUUUCCCUUUCCAUCUCGUCUGGUUGAUUUCUUCCGCUUGCGUCGUUUUCUUGCCCCACUCGCGUGUUUGAUUCCUUUGUUGUUUCCGGUUCUUUGUUUCCAUCUGUUUUUUUCUCUUGGUCGGCUGAGCAUCAUAUUACAUCACAUUCCAAGGCGAUCGGGCGUCAUGCGGGCUUGAAUUCCUCGUAUAUAUCCCAUGGAUGGAUAUAGGACGAUCCGGCAUAUCUCCUCCCGAUAUUUCCGCUGCAGAUGCAUCGCGGCCGCGCGUUUCUCCUCUGAGAUUUGGUUUUAGCGAGAAAACAGAGUUCUUUGCCUGAAAGUGGGGGAAUCGGAGUUGAGGAAGAGUACUUCUUCACACACGAUCGGCUGAUCGGUCGAUCGGAUGAAUUCCCUGACGACGACGACCGGUAGCAGCAGCGGCGCCGGGGCCAGCGGCAGCCGCAGCUUCGGCAGCGGCGACAUGAAGGCCGCCGACGGCGAGGGCUACGUCAGGGCGGACACGCUCGACCUCACCAAGCUGGACGAGCAGCUGGAGAAGUCGCGCUCCAGGGUGUGGCUGGAUCACCAGCGCGGCGCCUCGCCGGGGGAGCUCCUCGAGUGGGAGAUCGACCUCGCCAAGCUCGACAUCGACAAGCAGGUCGCCAGCGGCACCUUCGGGGUCGUCUACCGCGGCACCUACGACGGCGAAGACGUUGCAGUGAAGGUGUUGGACUGGGGUCAGGAAGGUCAGGAGACAAAGCACCGGGAAGCCUUCGAGAAGGAGGUGGCCGUCUGGCAGAAGCUUGAUCACCCAAAUGUCACCAAGUUCGUGGGCGCGUCCAUGGGGACGUCCCAGCUGAAGGUCCCGGCGAAGAAGGGCGGCGGCGGAGCGCCAGGCCAGCGGUGUUGUGUUGUGGUGGUGGAGUACCAGCACGGCGGCACCUUGAAGACCCUCCUGUUCCAGCACCGCGACAAAAAGCUUCCCUACAAGAAGGUGGUCCAGCUCGCCCUGGACAUGGCGAGGGGGCUGAGCUAUCUGCACUCGAAGAAGAUUGUGCACCGCGACGUGAAGGCGGAGAACAUGCUUCUGGACCGGAAGAAGACUGUGAAGAUCGCUGACUUCGGUGUCGCCCGUGUGGAGGCUCAGGACGAAUGCAACAUGACAGGGCAGACGGGCACGCUGGGGUACAUGGCCCCGGAGGUGCUAGAGGGCCUCCCCUACGACCACAAGUGUGACGUCUACAGCUUCGGCGUGGUCCUGUGGGAGAUCUACUGCUGCACCCUGGCGUACGCCAACUACAGCAUCGCUGACAUCUCAUACCACGUGGUGAAGCUGGGGAUCAGGCCGGACAUCCCGCGGUGCUGCCCCAAGGAGCUGUCGGAGAUCAUGGCACGCUGCUGGCACGCCGACCCCGACCGCAGGCCGGAGAUGAGCGAGGUGGUGGCGCUGCUGGAGAAGAUCGAUACCACCAAGGGGAAGAGCAUGACGCCCGCCGUCCCCGACCACAUCGGCCAGGGAUGCUCCUGCUUCGGCUUCAAGUAACUCUGUCGUCCUUGUGUCCGCGGCAUGCCGAUCUCAUCGAUGAUUUUUUGUUUCUCUUUUGGGUGUGGGUGAGGUCAGAUUGUAAUUUGCUUGCUUGGAAACUCCGGUUAUCUGCGCUAGUUUAGAUGAUUUUUUGGUUA